AUGUAUAUUUCUCUCCUUAUAUUUUUCUUUUCUUUUCUUUUCUUUUUUUAUCUUUCCAGCGUUUUACUUAAUGUGUUAUCUUCACUGAUCGUGAAUUUCCGAUCUGACGGUGGCGGUGUUUUCAUCCUUUUCCUCCCUUUCUACCUCCUUUCUUGGCCGGUUGGCGACUUGCAUAUCUGGAAUAUGGCGCAAGCUGAGGAAUCCACAUGCGCACCAAAACCCACCGAACAACCAGCGAACGACCACUCGACUCUUUUUUUUCUUUACUUGUUUCAACAUAAACGCGCGAUCCGAAUUGCUUCCGUGCCAGACCAGCCAUCUCAACAAUGGCAGCGUUAUCUGAGACACGAUGGGCACCGGAAGUCGAAGGUGACGGUCGAAGUUGAAUUCGAGCUCGAAAAGUCGAAGUCGAUCUGGAACAGAAUCUGGGAAUUAUCAAUCAAUUAA
Messenger RNA from Trichophyton verrucosum HKI 0517, 447 nucleotides. RefSeq lists its product as uncharacterized. NCBI's taxonomy places the organism in Eukaryota, Fungi, Ascomycota, Eurotiomycetes, Onygenales, Arthrodermataceae. Bases 1 to 447 code for a protein of 148 amino acids. The transcript has a single exon. The record is from RefSeq and is a predicted model, not a curated record.